AUGGCGAAACUCGCCCCAUCGCGCGGCGACACCACCGCUGCGCCCUCCUCCAUCGCCAGCCGCGUGGCGAAGCGCACACGCAGCGCGUCCGCCCCCACCGACCGCCCCUCCCGCGCCGCCCGCCCCGAAAGCGCGCCGUCGACCGCGCCACCCAAGGCCGCGAAAACCAAGGUCACGAAGAGGGCGAAAGCGAAGGGCAAGAAGAAUGAAUUGGCCGCCGCCGCCGCCGCGAAGUCCGGGCUCUUCACCGCGCGCGCCAUCGUCGACGAGGACGCGAUGCGCGGAUACUUGAUCGACUGGGAGGGCAUUGAUCCGGCGACGGGCAAGGCGUACGCGCCGACGUGGGAGCCGAGGAGCUAUGCGAAUGCGGCGCUGAAGCGGGAGUGGCUGGAGAAGAGGAAGGCGCGGGAGGAGGGUGGCGAGGACGGGGCUGGGGGAGUUGAGGGCGUGCGGGGCGGGAAGGGACGGCGUCGAGAGGGGGAGGAGGGCGGACGGGCUGGCCGAGAGAAGACUGUGGCUGACGGCUCCAGAAAGGAAGGCGCUCCGAAACGAACUGCGUCCGGCAACUUGCUGUCCAUGCGUGAGCGCAAGUCUGGCACCAGAGAUGCGGCGCAGAACAUCGGAGCAAAGGACGGUGGCAAGCCUGACAAGUCUACGGCUCCUGACCGCAAAAUCGAACUCGACGCUGCCGACGAGUCUCAACACGACGAAUCACACGAACCGUUGAGCCUGAGCACGAGCCCGAGCACGAGCCCGAGCCCGAGCCCGGACCGCAAGCGCAAGCGCGAAGAUGACCCCGUUGAUGUCCAAAGCGGAUCUGAAACAAGAGCCGCAGGCCCUCGGCCUCACAAAAAGAAGCAGCGGAGCCAGGCGGCGAACCACGAGCCAGCGAAGCUAGAACCAGAGCCUCAGGACGAAGGAAUCUUCCCCGCAAGGGCCAUUACUGGCGAGAAACCGCGAUACUACCGCGUCGCAUGGGAGAAGGAUCCAAAGACCGGAAAGGAGUUUGAAGACACCUGGGAGCCCAAAAGCUACGUGUCACGGGAUUUGGUGGCUGAAUGGAAACAGCAGAAGGCAGGACAACCACAGAAGGCGCCGAAAAAGCAGCAGAGACGGCCGGCGAAGAAAGCCCAUGAGGACAAGCAGGCAGAGAAGGAGCAGGAAGAUGAUGUGUACUCCGCAAAGGCCAUCGUCGGCGAGCGACACCGCCACUUCCUUGUCUCGUGGGAGAAAGAUGCGAAGACUGGAGAGGACUUUGAAGACACGUGGGAGCCGAAGAGCAACGUCUCGGAGGAUCUCGUGGCUGAGUGGCGGCAAAGUAAGGAAAUCGCGCCGAGCGAGAAGCCCGUAGCAGAGGAGCAGGAACAGCCGCUAGCAAAGCCGCGUGAGGAGCCAGAGUCUGUGGAUGCGUCGGAGCAGAUAGAGCCGCAGGCCGAGCAGGGAGAGCAGCAGGAAAGGUCGAGCUCCAUGCCCCUCCCAGCCGAGCCUGUAACUCCGCGUCGAGACGAGGACGAGGAGGAGGAAGAGGACGACGAGGCAUCAUACCCACCGUCGUCCACCAUGAAAACCAACACCGUGCCGCCCGUCGCCGCCGCCGAUACCCCCACCACGGACAUGCUCGGGAGUGAGGAAGAGGGCGUCGCAAGCACCACCAAGUCAUAA
Messenger RNA from Diplodia corticola, 1662 nucleotides. RefSeq names its product chromo domain-like protein. The record is from RefSeq and is a predicted model, not a curated record. The transcript has 2 exons. Lineage: Eukaryota; Fungi; Ascomycota; Dothideomycetes; Botryosphaeriales; Botryosphaeriaceae. The coding region runs from base 1 to 1662 and encodes 553 amino acids.